Pyrenophora tritici-repentis Pt-1C-BFP is the source of this 831-nucleotide messenger RNA. NCBI's taxonomy places the organism in Eukaryota, Fungi, Ascomycota, Dothideomycetes, Pleosporales, Pleosporaceae. The record is from RefSeq and is a predicted model, not a curated record.
AUGGCUCACCACAUCCUCCUCAUCGGCGGCCACGGCAAAAUCGCCCAACUCCUCACACCCCUCCUCUUGGCAAAAUCAUGGAACGUAACAAGCAUGAUACGCACAGCAUCGCAGCAGCCAGCAAUUGAAAAGCUGGGUCAAGGUCUGCCGGGAAAACUCUCGGUGUUGGUGCACAGUGUAGCCGAUGUAAAGACUGAAAAUGAUGCGAAGAGCAUCUUGCAAGAAGUAAACCCAGACUGGGUGGUCUGGAGCGCUGGAGCCGGCGGCAAAGGCGGUCCAACAAACACCUACGCCGUCGACCGCGACGCCGCCAUCGCCUUCACCCGCGCCAGCAUCGCCACGCCCACAGUGAAAAAGUUCCUCACAGUCUCCUACUUGUCCUCGCGGCGCGGCCGCGCCCCCUGGUGGACCGACGACGAUUGGGCCGUAGCGCAGAAAGUAAACAAUGAGAUUCUACCGGAUUACUUCAAGGCGAAGGUGGCGGCCGACGAAGUCUUAACUAUUCUCGCUAAGGAGCGGGUGGAGAAGGAAGAGAAGGAGAGUGUGGAGGUGAAGGACAGGUUUUGUGGUGUUAGUUUGAGGCCGGGGACGCUAACGGAGGAGAAAGCAGGAGGGGUGAAGUUGGGGAAGGUGGGGGCGGGGGGGAAGACGAGUAGGGCUAGUGUGGCGGAGACUGUGGUGGAGGUAUUGGGGAGGGAGGUUAGGGGGUGGGUGGAUGUUGUGGAUGGGGAUGAGAAUGUGGGGGAGGCGGUGGAGAGGUUUGAGAGGGAGGGGUGGGAUGCAGUUGAGGGGGAGAAUUUGGGAGAGAUGAAGAAGAGGGUUGAAAGUUGA